AUGCCGGCAAAACGUCUGGGUAUGUACCAAGUCCUCGGUCCGACGCAGGGAAUUGUGAUAGCUGCCAUAGCAGAUGGCUUCGGACAAGGUCUUGAGGGUUCAGCACGGUCUGGGGGCACGACUGUGCUAGAAGGUACUACUCACCUGUUCGACCGACACCCGCAGAACAAUGCACCACAAUGGGGCCAGCCUGCAGAGGACAUUCGGCCCGCACUCGUCUCAGAAACAUUAAAAGUGGCGCUGGAUGGCUGGGCACUCCGUGGUCUGGCCAUGCAGUAA
Messenger RNA from Protopolystoma xenopodis, 279 nucleotides. The record is from the annotation of a GenBank genome assembly. NCBI's taxonomy places the organism in Eukaryota, Metazoa, Platyhelminthes, Monogenea, Polystomatidea, Polystomatidae.